UGGCGGUCAGUGUAGUAAAGGGAACUUCUCCAUGGUCUUUAUUAUUUCUGCCUUCGCGUUUUAUAUUGAGACAUAUGAGCAUUUAUGGCACGUUUCCAUAAAAUAUCACCAUAAACCUCCUUCGCUACGCGCCACACGUGCCGGAGCUUAAAAUAUAAAAUUACGUUUAAAUUACGUUUGUCAGAACAAUGGCGGAUGAAACUGAACCAAAAGCACUAAAGAGCUCUGAACCCUCCAUGAACCGACACAAACCAGCUUCAAAUACAACUCAGGACAUUUCUCAUCUACUGGCCGGCAUAUUCAACGACCUUUACACCAUAGAGGUGAUUGGGAAGGACACUGUUUCUAAUCUUAGUAAAUCACGCAGAGGAAGCAACAACUACCAUGAAAAAUUUGUGGAAGAGCUACAGCAGGUGCAUUCUGAAUACAACAGACGGAUGCAGAACGCUGACAUGCUGGAAACACACAUUAUACAGGCCCGACUGCAAGCUGCUGCAAAGGAGGAGCACGAUCACAACAGAAUCAUGGAAGAAGUGGGUGAGGCCUACCGUCAGCUGGGUCUUCCCCCAGUUAAAUCAGCUUUCAAGUGGUGUGUGGACAGUGAGCUUCUCAGGAGCAACAACUUGAUUUGUCCACUGGACUAUACAACAGUGCACACCCCAGUUGUUAAAACCCCAAAAGGCACGUUCACUCCAGGCUUUGCCCAGCCAACUGUCUCCUAUAAUAUGCACAUUUGCACCGAACCACAGGAUGAUGGUUACAAUCCUCUCCGCCCACCUGCGCAUACGGCCCAGAGCCUGUUGGAACAAUCAGAGGAGACACUCACACUCUCUUCCUCUCCAGAGUCCUGCUCCAUCAAGGGCACCGAGCUAGGUUUGGUGCAUAAGGCCUCUUGGAUGGAGGAGUCUAGCGCUCAGAGUCAGGCAGAAGACAGGGCUUCCCUGCAGAAACACAAAGACCAACACAAGUUCCUGCGCAACCCUCGCUUCCUGCUCCCAAAUGCUCAGCGUGGGGGAAAGUCUCUCAUCAUGCCAGGGAAGAGGCUGGAGAAUGUGGAAAAGGGAAGGAAAAACACUGGCAGAGAGAGUCCUGGUCUCGCUCCCAUCUUCACUGCGAAUCCAGCUGUGAUCUUCUUCACUGACUACAGAAUAGGACAAGUCUAUGAGACUGCGGUGGAGCUCAAAAACAUGACUGCGACCAGCCGUCACAUUCGAAUGAUUCCUCCAACCUCCCCACACUUCUCUGUUGGUUUGGGCAGGUUCCCUGGUGAGGGGGGGAUUGUCGCUCCUGGAAUGAGUUGCCAGUAUAUGGUGCGUUUUGCUCCAGACUCUCUGGCUGACUAUGAGGAUGUUCUGGUUGUGGAGACGCAGUUGCCAUAUCCUCUAAUUGUACCAAUAGAGGCCCGCAGACCCCCUCCAAUACUCAGUUUGCCUGUUGUCAUGGACUGCGGUUACUGCCUUGUGGGAGGGGUGAAGUUUAUGGAGGUUUUAUGUCGGAAUGAAGGACUGAGUGCAGGAACAUUCUGUGUAAUGCCAAAGAAACAGUGGCCUGCAUCAAGCCUUAGGUCUGCAGUGAAGUCUACUUUCGCAGAACAGCCUCCCUUUGCCAUCAGUCCCUCUAUUUUCGGUCUUCUCCCUGGUCAGGCCACUGUCAUAGAGGUUGUGUUUUUCCCCACAAUUGCUGAGAUCUCUACUCAGGACUUUACCAUUGUCUGUGACAACUGCCAAGUGAAGGACAUCACCCUGCAAGGUACAGGUCAGCUGAUCACUGUGGAGCUGGUUUCAAUAUCAGGCGGAGAGAAUCAGCCUGAAUUGGGGGAGUUGUGUGAUAUCACAGCUGACCAUUAUGUCAGAUUCAACCCAACCAAUCCACAUUCCACCUUACAGAAGAUGGUUGUCGUGAAAAACAAUGCACACUUGGAGCUCCCGUACCACUGGCAGAUCAUGAAACCCAACCUUCAAUGUCUGUUGCCUGGAGAGACUCCAGACCCCUCCAGCAUUCAGCAUCUUCUUGAUACAGACAGUGUGUUCAGCAUUACUCCAGUCAUGGGCAUCCUGAGCCCUGCAGAAGAACAUGAGUUCCUGCUCACAUACUGUCCAAAGGAUUUGAAAGACUACCACAGUGUCUGCCGGUUGGUGAUCAUGGAUGUUCCCGAUCCACCUAGAAUCGGUGACGAUGGGACGUGUCUCAACACAGCUCUCCAUGUAAAUGAUGUGACCGUUUUAGAGGUUGAAGUGAAAGGUUCUGCUGAGCCAUAUAAGAUUCUUCUUGAGCCGUAUGCCAUUUUAAUACCAGGGGAAACCAACAUACACAACACAAUCCGCAAGAGAUUCAAGAUGUGGAAUCACAGCAAAUCAGUCAUUAACUUUGAAUGGGAGCGCGUUAUUGACAGUCAUGUAAUUGAAGUGGAGCCUUCAACAGGAGAAAUAGAGAUGAAUGAGUGUUUCGAUAUGGAGUUGGCUCUGACUGGAAAGAAUCCAGGUCAUUUUACCUCCACCCUGCAGUGUCACAUUCAGCACCAUCCUAAAACUAUAGGACUGACCAUUGAGGUCACGUUUAAGGGUCCGCAUUGCUCAGUGAAUGUGCCCAGUCUGGAUUUUGGUUUGCUGCAAAUGGGAAGUGAGAGCAUCUCUUCCAUCGAUAUCACCAACAACAGCCUUCUAGAUGCCAACUGGAGCCUAGAGGAGCUGUCCAACACCAAGCCGACAAUCAAGGGCCUGGUGUAUAUGAAUCCAAAUAAAGGUGUGCUGCCUCCCCUGGCAUCCUGCAGUGUGGAUGUGGCCUUCAGGGCCCUGUACUGCCAGCGUUUUGAAUCGGUCCUACAGCUUACUGUACUCAACGGCACUGGCUGUCACAUCUCUGUACAAGCAGUGGUCCAGUCUCCUCAGGUGUGCUUGCUGAGCUGUGAGCUGGUGUUGACUGAUCUAUAUGUAGGUGUUCCACAGACAAGCAGCGUUACCCUGUUUAACCAAACACUGCUGCCAGCCCACUUCACCUGGAGCAAGCUCCAAGGUGCACAAGCUCAUUUGUGCUCUGCGACUUUCAGCCCCUCUGCAGGCACUCUGGAGCCCAAUGCCAAGACAGAAGUGUCUGUAUCAUUCACCGCUCACACUGUUGAGGAACUGACUAAAGUGGCUGCAGUUUGUGAAGUAAAAGGAAUGGAGAGUCCAUUAUUGCUGGGCUUUUUUUCUAAAGCUAAACCUCUCAGAGUUUCCUACUCACUGCCUUCUGACUAUACCAAUUCAAGGGAUGCUGAUCACCAACCAAUCACACUGGACUUCACUGAGCACGAGCCGGUUGUCAUUGGCAAAUCUAUCAAACUGCAGUUGCUGAUAACAAAUCACACCGCUAUUACUGCUCCAUUCACCGUUGAAGCAGAGUAUUUUACUGGAUAUUGUCCUUCACAAUUGGAUGAAAAUUCUGAAAGGAGCAGUGCACCUCUCCAUUCCAUUCAGGCCAAAAAAAUACAGCAGAAAGCGUUUGAUGAAUUUGUAAACUGUCUUCUUUCCCAUGGAAGAGGCGCAGCGUUCUUUGUUGAACCGAACAGUGGUUUGCUUGGCCCAUUUGAGACUCAAACCAUCAAUAUCACUGCUUUCACCAAUAUGUGGGGGAAUUAUCAAGACAAUCUCAUAUGUAAAGUUGGAGAUCUAGAUACAACUCCCAUUCCUGUCAAGAUGUCUGUGAGGGGCUGCCCAAUUUACUUUCAGAUGAUUGGACCACAGCCUGACAACCAGAGCCAGGGUCCAAUUAUACGGUUUGGAAGCCAUGUUUCUGGAGGAGACACUGUGUCACGCUCUUUACGGCUCAUUAACACCAGUCCGUACGAUAUCCGUAUGGAUUGGGUGACCUACAACUUGGAGGUUGGCGAUAGUAAAUUGAUAGAUCUGUUGGUUGCAUGUGGUGAGCCAUUUCCUCUGAAGGAUGCUGAUGGCAAUGAGGUUCUUGGAGGGCUGGACUCAUCCGUCAUGUUCCCGCCCACAUGGGAUGACAGCCACAGCAGCGAAGGAACAAGCUCGACUUUCAUGACCAAAUCUGAUGAUUUUGGAGAGAAUGAGGAAGAAUAUGAUGGAGAGGAGGGCAGAAGCCCUUCUAGGUCUCUUGCUCCAGUGAAGAAGCUGUUUUCUGUGUUUCUGAAGCCUCACGAAGGGAACGUCUCCGACUACCCAUACUGCAUCACUCCACAGCAAAUCGUAGUUCCAGCAGGGGGCAGUAGCACCAUUCAUGUGUCUUUUACUCCUCUGAUCCUGUCAUGUUCAACCAAUCAAAGAUGUAUCGGUUAUGCUCUGGGUUUCAUGAACCUGGACUCUAAGCUUGCAUCAUUAACUCCAGGCAAAGUGGAGAGAGCUCAGGGUUAUGAACUAGAACCUUUGAGGCUGGACAUGCAGGGCAAUGUAAAACCUGCCAUUUUGUCAGUGCAGAUGGCAGAGGAUACAGACGUACUGGAAUUCACAGCAGCUGCCAGUGAUACACUAGACGCGGCGUCACACACACAGAAGGAAUCCAGGAUAACUCGGACGUUCCAACUGAAGAACAAUACGGAUAUGGUCUUGAGUUUUAGACUGAGCACACACCCUCCAUUCUCAGUGCUGCUGCCCCGACAGAGCCUUAAACUGAUUAGCAGCUCACCCUCUAACAGACACACAACAGGACUCUCUGGACCAGGAGAUGAGCAAACAUCACUUCUGUUACAGCCUAAACAAAUCAUGCAGGUUAAGGUGGCUUUCCAUAAUUCAGCUUCACUCCUGACCUGUCUGAAUGAACCAUGUGAGGAAUCAGAUGCUCGGCCUUCUGCUACUCUUCUGUGCAAUGAUGCUGGAGAAAGGACACUACAGUUUCAGCAGAGUUUGACCAUUCAGUACAGCAAUAACAGCGUACAGACAGUGUCCCUUCAUGCUAAUCUGGCAUUACCGACACUGCACCUUUCCAGUUCCACUGUGGAUUUUGGCACCUGCUAUGUUGGACAAACAACUGUCAAAGAGGUCUACCUCUACAACAGAGGUGCCUCCUGUAGCUUCUGGACCGCACUUACAGAUGCUGAAGUGUUCAGUGUGAGUCCAGACUCUGGUGUGUUGAAAGCUCUUGGGGAUCCACCAUCCUGUAAGCAGCUGCUGCAGAUCAGCUUCACUGCCAGUGAUCAGAAAGAGUUCCAAACUAUUAUCACAGUGCAGGGGGUUCUUGGAGAGACACCACUUGUUCUGAAGGUCAAUGGAAGUGGAUCAUUUGAUGAGAGUUUUGUAGCUCCAAAAUCUGACACCUGACACUGAGUUCCACAUAUAAGACUGAAGAACUGAAACAUAUCUCUCUCUCGCACUCUCUGUAUAGACAUUCAUUAGUUUGAUUAGAUACUGAUCUCUGUAUACUUCAAAUACUGUAUUUGUGAAAGUUUUAUUCCUUUAAUUAUAAAUAUUAAAGAUCAACAUAAGGAAAUAUUAAAUGGCCUAGUGUAUGUUUGCGAAUUGAGAAUCAAAGGUCAAGUUGUAGUUAAACAGUUACUUCACACAUACACUACUGUUCAAAAGUUUGGGAUCAGUAAGAGUUUUUUGUUUUUAAAUGUCUUUUGUUUACCAAUACAGUAAAAACAGUAAUGUUGUGAAAUAUUAUUACAAUUUAAAAUAGCUAGCUACUGUUCUGUUUUAAUAUAUUUGAAAAUGUAAUGUAUUCUUGUGAUGGCAUAGCUGAAUUUUCAGCAGUUGUAUUGCUUAAUACAUUUUUUCAGGAUUCUUUAAUACAAAGUUCAAAAGUUACAAAAUUUUUAUAUUGUAAAUGUCUUUAGUUUACUGUCACUUUUGAUCAGUUUAAU
Messenger RNA from Onychostoma macrolepis, 5800 nucleotides. It is a transcript of the gene dlec1, whose product is annotated as DLEC1 cilia and flagella associated protein. Gene Ontology annotation, biological process: negative regulation of cell population proliferation. The transcript has 38 exons. Lineage: Eukaryota; Metazoa; Chordata; Actinopteri; Cypriniformes; Cyprinidae. The coding region runs from base 189 to 5258 and encodes 1689 amino acids. The record is from RefSeq and is a predicted model, not a curated record.